AUGUACGCUCGCUAUGUUCCAUCCAAAAAGAAGGAGGCUCAGGCGCCUGUCGAACCUUCGGCGCCGCCUCCUCCCCCAGCUCCAGAACCAUCCGCGAUACCAGCUAGCGAGCCAGUCGUGACCGAAGGUACCACGGCGGCCGUUCCGUAUGCACGAUUCGUACCGUCCAAGAAACCUCGCACCUCAUAUUUAAGUGCAGCACCGACAGAACCUGACGUUUUGUCCCCGGCAACGAAGCGCAAACAUGAAGAGCCCGUCGAGGCCGUAGAUACCCCCGUCAAGAAGAAGAAGUCAAGAAAGUCGGAAACUGGAGCUGCAUCAGACGAAGAAGAGACGUCACCAAGAAAGUCCGCGGAAAAGAAGCAAAAGAAAAAGCGCGAAUCCGAGGCUGAGGUUGUCGAGGAGGGGGAUAGCAAGGAGAAGAAGGAUAGGAGGAAGAAGAAGAAGGACCGCGAACAGGAUGAGGAUGCAGAGGAUGAUACCGUCGACAGACGCCACAAGGACGUCCUGGCCAAGGCUACAAAGUACUUGAAAAAGUCAGCAGAACUAAUUGCCAAGAAUGAAGCCGCGGACAAGAUGGACGUGGAAGAGGAAGAGGAGAAGGAAGAAGAAUACGACUUGGUGCCCCUUCCACAACCCGAACCGACCGCCCUCGAUACCUCGAAACCCUCUUACGAGACGUUACCACCAUGGCUCGCCGCCCCUAUCCGCGUAGCUCCCGACACACGGACACCCUUUGCAGACAUUGGCAUCAACCCGAAAGCAGCACAGAUUCUCGAGUCAAAGGGGUUCAAGGACGCUUUUGCUGUUCAGACGGCCGCUCUUCCCUUGCUUCUGCCAUCUUGCAAGCAUCGCCAGGGGGAUGUCCUCGUUGCCGCGGCCACGGGAUCCGGUAAAACGCUGGCAUACGCUUUGCCCAUCGUGCGCGACAUCAGCCAAGGCGCCGUGACGAGACUGCGGGCUCUGGUCGUUUUGCCGACGCGUGAGUUGGUCAAGCAGGCCCAGGAGGUAUUCGAGCUUUGCGCCAGCGCAUUCGAUGGCCGAGAGCAGAAGAGAGUACGCAUCGGUAUUUCCAUUGGUAGUCAGCAGUUGAAGCACGAGCAGGCCAGUCUCAUCGAAAAGGGGGAGAAAUACGACCCUGAAGCAUACCGUGUCGCACACCAAAGGGAAUUGGAGGCAUGGAAGGAUGUUGAGGACACCACAGCGGAAGAUGAAGACGCAGCAGUAACGAAGCCGACCGUGGGGUCUCUGCCGGAUCACAUUGUCGAUUAUACGUCCAAGGUCGACGUCCUGAUCUGCACCCCCGGAAGGCUCGUCGAGCACAUUAACCUGACCCCCGGCUUCUCACUAGACUAUGUGCGCUGGAUGGUUGUCGACGAAGCCGACAAGCUUCUCGCUCAGAGUUUCCAGGGCUGGCUGGACACCGUCAUGCCCAAACUCAGCACCAACAAAUUCAGCGCUCGCGACUUUCCCGACUCAAACCUGAGCGGCGUGCGUAAGGUCGUCCUCAGUGCCACCCUGACGCGAGACCUUAGCUUGCUGAGUGGGCUACAACUCCGUAGGCCGCAGCUCAUCGUCUUGGAAGGCGAACAAGCCGACAGCACAGCAUCUAUUGCCGAGCAUACCCUGCCUACUCUGCUCAAGGAGUCGGCCAUCAGAGUACACGACGCGAAUCUCAAGCCGCUCUACCUCAUCGACCUCCUUCUUGACGGCCACCUCAUGUCCGAGACCACGUCCAAGACGAUUUCCGAGCCGCCCGCUGAAGACGACGCCACCUCUUCAUCAGACGAUUCCUUAGACUCCGAUUCUUCGUCAGACUCCGAUUCCGACUCGGACUCGGACAGCUCCUCAGACGCCAGCUCAACAGCCGCCGCUGCCACCACCUCCAAAUCUUCCACGAAACCCUUCACAACAACAGCCCUCAUCUUCACCAAAUCAAACGAAUCCGCGCUCCGUCUCUCCCGCCUCAUCUCCCUCCUCCACCCCUCCCUGGCCCCGUCCAUCGCAACCCUCACCUCGACCCAAAAGACCUCCGACCGCCGCCGUGCUCUCCGCGCCUUCGCUGCUCGCCGCCUCCGCCUCCUCGUCGCCUCCGACCUUGUUGCUCGCGGUAUCGAUCUUCCCCUCCUCGACAACGUCAUCAACUACGACCUCCCCGCCAGCGCCGCCGGCUACGUCCACCGCGUCGGUCGUACCGCGCGUGCCGGCCGCGCCGGCGCCGCCUGGACGCUGGUCGAGGACGGCGAGAGUGGUUGGUUCUGGGGUAAGAUUGCCAAGCCGAGCAGCGGGAUCCGCCGCGCGGAGAAGGUUGAUCGUCUGCGUAUCGGAGACCCCGACAGCGGCGGGUUCGAGGAGGAGAGAGUGCAGAAAUAUGAGGAGGCGUUGGAGAAGUUGGGCAAAGAGGCCGGUGAAGCCAGGAGGCAAAGAUAG
Molecule: messenger RNA, 2430 nt
Organism: Colletotrichum scovillei
Lineage: Eukaryota; Fungi; Ascomycota; Sordariomycetes; Glomerellales; Glomerellaceae
Product: DEAD/DEAH box helicase
Exons: 1
Coding region: 1-2430 (809 amino acids)
Cellular component (GO): nucleus
Molecular function (GO): nucleic acid binding; ATP binding
Source: RefSeq, a predicted model, not a curated record